GCUACGGCUCUCUACUGCCCAUACCGCUACCACUGUACGUGCCUGCUGACCGCCGAGCGCCGAGCAAUCCUUGGAGCCGGCCGAUCCCGGCGUGGUUCGGUGGUGGCACUCUAUUACCGCAACUGCUGUCUGUACCUCAGAGCUGAGCAGCAGCGUGGCAAGUGCCACCUGCUGCACGGCCAUCGUCUGCAACUGCAUCGCUCGCUCUCUCCUUUCACUGGGAACAUCUAUCAGCUCGCGCUCAUUGGCCAUCUUUGGCUUCCAUGGAGAGGCUCAUUGCCGGCCUACUUGGCUUCCUAUUGGUUGCAUCGGUAGGAAGCCAUGCAGCUCGUGCUCCGGAUCAGUACUGGAAGUCUGCUCUUCCCAACACUCCCAUGCCGACCUCCCUCUCCCAACUCCUCGACGCCGCUCCAGCCGGCGGCGGCACGACCGUCAACGUCGGCUGGGGCGGUGUUCACGUCGAUGCUGGGCACGGUAAGCCCGGGGGUACGACGGUUGACGUAGGCAAGGGCGGCGUCGGCGUCAACGUUAACCCUGGCAGGAGCGGCAAGCCCGGCGGCACGACGGUUGGCGUCGGGAAGGGCGGAGUCGGCGUUAACGUCAACCCGGGAUACGGAAAGCCCGGCGGCACCACCGUUGGCGUCGGAAAGGGUGGCGUUGGCGUUAACGUCAACCCCGGCAAGCCCGGUGGCACAACGGUCGGCGUCGGCAAGGGCGGAGUGGGCGUCAACGUCAAUCCCGGCAAACCGGCCGGUGGUGCCGGUACAACCGUUGGCGUUGGCAAAGGCGGCGUGGGCGUGGGCGUCAAUCCCGGGCACGGCAAGCCGGGCGGCACCACGGUCGGCGUUGGCAAGGGCGGGGUUGGCGUUCACGUGAACCCGGGAAAGAAGCCCGUCCACGUCAACGUCUCCCCUUUCAUCUACACGUACGCCGCGUCGGAGACGCAGCUGCACGACGACCCCAGCGUGGCGCUCUUCUUCCAGGAGACGGACCUCCGGCCCGGUAAGAAGAUGACCGUCCAGUUCGCCAGCACCGGGACGACCGGCACCAAGUUCCUCCCGCGGAGCGAGGCCGAGGCCAUCCCGUUCUCCUCACAGAAGGUGCCCGAGAUCCUCGCCCGCCUCUCGGUGGACCCGGACUCCGUCGAGGCGGCGGAGAUGGCGCAGACGCUGCGCGACUGCGAGGCGCCCGCGGCCAAGGGCGAGAAGAAGGCGUGCGCCACGUCGCUGGAGUCCAUGGUGGACUUCGCCACCGCCAGCCUCGGGACCAGGCACGUGAGGGCCGUGUCGACCGUCGUGGCGAAGGAGGGAUCGCCGAAGCAGGAGUACACGGUGACCGGCGUGGAGCGCGCUGCCGGCGGCACCGACGACGACGGCCGGGUCGUGGCCUGCCACGCGGAGCCGUACGCGUACGCCGUGUUCGCGUGCCACCUGACGCCGCAGACGCGGGCGUACUCUGUGUCGAUGCUCGGCAGGGACGGCACGGCCGUGGACGCUGUCGCGGUGUGCCACGCCGACACGUCCGGCUGGAACCCCAAGCACGUCGCCUUCCAGGUGCUCAACGUGAAGCCCGGCACCGUGCCGGUCUGCCACUUCCUGCCGCAGGACCACGUCGUCUGGACCCGCAGCGGCUGAGUCUGCUGGAUGGCCGCCGUUUGCUCGCGUCGCGCCGCCUGGAGUGAUUUGUUAUGUUCCAGUGGCCUCUAGGCAUACUGUCAUAUUAUUAUUAUACCGAGGUAUCACGAGUUUGCUUAUGUUUCCAGUACUUGAUGCUUGUAUGGAUAUGGUGUAGCCAGCUCAGCAAGUAUCAACCCACCUGCUUAAUUCUGUUGUAUAGUUUUAAAUAAACAGACAACCUCUUUAUGGUUACUGCUCUCA
Zea mays is the source of this 1877-nucleotide messenger RNA. Its product is annotated as BURP domain protein RD22. Lineage: Eukaryota; Viridiplantae; Streptophyta; Magnoliopsida; Poales; Poaceae. The coding region runs from base 264 to 1634 and encodes 456 amino acids. The record is from RefSeq and is a predicted model, not a curated record. The transcript has 4 exons.